Molecule: messenger RNA, 543 nt
Organism: Pocillopora verrucosa
Lineage: Eukaryota; Metazoa; Cnidaria; Anthozoa; Scleractinia; Pocilloporidae
Source: RefSeq, a predicted model, not a curated record
AUGGAAUACUCAACGAAAAGUGAUGUGUGGAGUUUUGGAAUCGUUUUAUACGAGAUUUGCACCAUUGGCGCUGAACCUUAUCCCGGAAUAAGUCCAUAUAAGAUUCCAAGAGUAUUACAAAAGGGGUACAGAAUUCCUAAACCUGAUUAUUUUAAGGAUGAGUUGUAUAAUAUCAUGCUGAAUUGUUGGGAAACGGAUCCUGAAAUAAGACCGUCAUUUGAGUUUUUAUGCUCCUCCAUCAGGGGAUUACAAAAGUCUAAUCAGGUUAGAAUUCUUGUGACAAAUGUUACUCGUAUUGCAGGUCCUCUUAGAUAUAGGAACUACGGUCGUGUUGAAGAGUUUGACAGUGGGGUCUGGGGAACAACUUGCGAUGAUACGUGGGAUACAAAUGAUGCAAGUGUGGCAUAUAAACAGCUUGGCUUCACUGGAGCUUCCUCUGCUAGCACUAGUGCAGCACAUGGUCAGGGAUCGAGUCCUAUAAGGAGAGAUUACAUGAACUGCGUCGGAUGGGAGAGCUUAUUAUUCUUGUGUACAUUCACUUAG